GAAAAAGAGCGCCCUCGGCUCUCGACCAAAAUUAAACUAGAAACCCUAACCUCAGUCUCCACUCUCGACCUCCAUUCUGAACCCAGACCCGAGCUCCUCCUCCUCCUCUUCCUCACUCGAACUCAUCGCCUCCUUGGCUUCUUCGGCAUCGACUUCGUCCAGUCCUUCAUCUCACUCGCCUCACCAAAUUUGUCGACUACGAUCCCGCAUUUUGCUCCGAGGAGGACGAGGACAUCAUCCAGGCAGUUCUAAACGGCACCGUUCCUUCUUACUCUCUCGAAUCGAAGCUUGGAGUUUGGGAGGAAGGAUUCAAUUACGACGCCGGUUGGAGAUGAAGUCCAGCUUGGAGUUUAAGAAGCGCGAGUUUGUGGGUGUCUUCAAUAUUAACUAAUUUGUCAAGUCCAGUUGGGUAUGUUCUCUCUUGCUUCCUUCCAAUCUUUGUUCCAAUUGAAAUUGUGAUAUAUGAAAUUGUAUGGUCACCUUGAGUUUGAACUAUUGAUUUUGUUAUGCUUUUGAGGUUGGACGGUCUCGAUAAAAAGAAGUUUGAUGGGUCUAGGCCAUCUGCAACGUUCAGUAAGUUUCUGCUUCCGUUUUUGGUCUCGACUCAUGUGUUAGAAUUGGAUUUAUCACGCUAUGUGGUGGAGGCCACAGCUGCACAAAAUUCAUAAGCUUCAUGUAAUAAACAUGAGGAAGGGAAUCAGCAAAAACAGAAGAAGGAGAUGCCAUGACAACAAUUAUAGGACCAUAAUUGAUAAGGUGAAUAUAUACAUUGUUAAGGGCCUGAACCAUAAUCUGGAUCAAUUUUACCUCAUUCAGUUUCAUUUGAAGUUAUUGAUUCUGGUGAGAAAUCCGUGUGACACAAAAGCUGUAUCUGAUCUCAAAGGGUAUUGUAAAGACAGGGAUAUUACCCAAACAAUGCAAAUCCUCUCCGUCUUAUGCCGAGGACAUCAUUGGGGAAGUUAUAGCAACCAGCAACAAGGAUCAAAUUCCAAGCAGCUAUGGCAGGAUGGAUAUCAGAUUGAGGUCAUCCUACUCUCAGUUAGAUUCUAUAUCUCACCCUUCCUCUUCAGUAUCCUUACUACCUUAAUUGGAGGGAUUAGCUUGGUAAAAAUGACAGAGCGUAGCAAGAAAAAGUUGAUGGCUUUGACCACUAAUGUGAUGAGAGAUGAUAGUGAUAAGGGCCUUGGAUUACAAGUUGUGAAAUAUUUGGCUGCCAAAUAUGAAGAGCUAGGGUGUGAAGUGAAAUGGAUGGGCAAGCCUGAUAAGGUGAUCUAGUCACAUUGGUCUGGUUACCGCUGUUAACUUGACUUCAUGUGAACUUUUAGCUUAAUACAUAUUUCUCUUGCACUUGACUACCAAGAUGAAUUUUGAGCAAGGCUAGUUUUUGCUUUGAAGUAAAGUUUGGUGUUGAAAUUUUGUAGAUUGUUGCUCAUAUGUUUCUAGGCUAGCCUUUGUAGGUUUUGGGGUUUUCUUUUGUGACAUAUGUUCAAUCAUGAAUUUGGAAAGAAAAUUAAUGGAAAGCCCCAAUUUUUGGAUGAUUAUGAAAUGCA
Molecule: messenger RNA, 1550 nt
Organism: Rosa chinensis
Lineage: Eukaryota; Viridiplantae; Streptophyta; Magnoliopsida; Rosales; Rosaceae
Exons: 9
Coding region: 634-1275 (213 amino acids)
Source: RefSeq, a predicted model, not a curated record